AAGUCGCGUGACCCCGGAAGUGGCCGGCCGGGGGCGCGCGGGCGGGGCGGCGACGUUCGUCGUUCCGUGCGGGAGGGAGCGCGAGAGCUGCGCAGUCGAGCCUCCGGUGUCCCAGACCCAGCGAGAGGUGAGCAUGGCCGAGCAGGAGCCCACAGCAGAGCAGCUGGCACAGAUUGCAGCUGAGAACGAGGAAGACGAGCACUCGGUCAACUACAAGCCCCCAGCCCAGAAGAGCAUCCAGGAGAUUCAGGAGCUGGACAAGGACGAUGAGAGUCUGCGCAAGUACAAGGAGGCCCUGCUGGGCCGCGUGGCUGUGUCUGCUGACCCCAACGUCCCCAAUGUAGUCGUGACCCGCCUGACCCUGGUGUGUAGCACCGCCCCGGGCCCCCUGGAGCUUGACCUGACAGGUGAUCUGGAGAGCUUCAAGAAGCAGUCAUUUGUGCUGAAGGAAGGUGUGGAAUACCGGAUAAAAAUCUCUUUCCGGGUGAACCGAGAGAUUGUGUCCGGCAUGAAGUACAUCCAGCACACAUACAGGAAAGGCGUCAAGAUUGACAAGACUGACUACAUGGUGGGGAGCUACGGGCCCCGGGCAGAGGAGUACGAGUUCCUGACUCCCAUGGAGGAGGCGCCCAAGGGCAUGCUGGCUCGAGGCAGCUACAACAUCAAGUCGCGUUUCACAGAUGAUGACAAGACUGAUCACCUGUCCUGGGAGUGGAACCUCACCAUUAAAAAAGAGUGGAAGGACUGAGUCCUGGGCCCCGGAGGCAGGCAGGAUGGACAGACGGACGGACGUACGCACCCCACCCCUACCACCCCACACCCCCUUCCUGACCCCAUACCAAAGUGCUGACAGGGCCCUUGGCCACGCUGCCAUCAUUCCCACCUUGUCUGCCUCCUGGUCGGGCCCAGCCAGAGCUCCUCCAGCCUUUCCCUCCCAACCCUCCCCAGCCCGCAGGCCCCAGCCUCCUCGGUGGUCUAGUGGUCUCGUGUUGUUGCUGCUUCCGCCUGUGCUGUGGGGAAGGGAGGCUCCAGCCCAGGCCUCUGCCUCCUUUUCUGUAUUUCUCCAGGUUUCCCAACCUGUGCUAACCUGACCUGAGGCCCUGACUUUUCCAAGGGAGUGGGACAUCCAGCGGGCUCUCGUGGGGUGCUCAGGUUCCCCUGGUCCUUGGCAGUUGCCCUGACUCUUGUUCUGACCCACCCCAUCUGGGGUGCGGGUGGGUGCACAACGCAGGGCCUUGUGGGGCCAGUCAUCCCCCAGCUUCCAUCUCUCCCAGUCAGUUCAUCCAUUGCCGUCAGUAACCGUCUAACCAUGAUGCCUUAACAUGUGGAACGUGUGCUGUGGGGGCCAUCACUAACCUCUAACUCCCCUGUUUGCAUGAGCAUGUGGUCUCCCCCAGUUUCUGCCCUGUCCGCAGUCCCCGUGGCCCGGGGAGGCGUGUGGGAUGUGCUGCUGCUGCUCCCCUGCCUGCCAGGGCCUGGCCAGCCUGCCCCUCCCCCUCCCCCCUGCCAGGGGCAUGGGGGCUGCCCCAGGCACUUGGGGAAGGCCAAUUGCCAAAACUCAAGUUGCCUCCAGUCCCAUCAGGGAGGCCAGAUGUCCUCACACUUCUGCCUUCCCUUUCCCAGUGGGCAGUGCCCAGAGCUCAUAGCCCCAACAGAGAGCUCUUGGUGGACAAAGCCAGCAGCUGAGCCUUACUUGUUCCACCUGGGCCCGCUGGCCUGAAAUCCUGUGCCUGGCCUGUCAGUAUUUAUUGCCUCAAUAUGUGCUGUCCUCUGGGCCCGCUGGCCUGCUGCCUCUGCCCCCAGGCUAGGUGCCACCAUCCCUGGCAGGCCUUCCUGGACCCAGCCAGGACAACUGUGGGACCAAGCGUGCACAGUCGGAGCUGUCCCCUGUGCCUCUCUACCCCUCCCCUCCCCGGUCCGGCCCCGGCCUACAAUGCACAGGUGCCUGUCCCUGCUUCUCCUUUUCUGACCGGGAAAUAAAUUACUCCGAAGGA
Messenger RNA from Ceratotherium simum simum (southern white rhinoceros), 1994 nucleotides. The record is from RefSeq and is a predicted model, not a curated record. Lineage: Eukaryota; Metazoa; Chordata; Mammalia; Perissodactyla; Rhinocerotidae.